ACUUCUCCGAGAUCGAAUAAAAAGGAAAGGCUUCUGAGCCCGCCACGGUCCUCUGCCCUUCCGGCUGCCUGCCGCGAGGCCCCCAGCGGCCACCCUACCCAAAAGUCGCCGGUGGCGACGUGCCCCCGCCUCUAGGCUCCAGCUCCGCGCGCAAGAGAGAGGCGGCCCGCGGCGCGGCUCACUCUUCGGCGGCUCCCGGCUUGCGCGCAAAACUUCCACCCGGACGGCGCCCGGCAGCAGUUGCCUUAGAGAAGGGACCAGGCUGCGGGGACCUGCGGAGGGACGCCCGGCGCGCGCGCUUUCUCUUUUCUUCUGCCUUCCCCACCGCUCGGCUGCCGGGACUUUUGGCUCCUCUCCUUUCCUCCUCCCCCCUCGCAGCCGGCUCCCCCACCCCGCCCUGUUUCUCCCCCACUUGUGUAAGCUAUUUGUUGGGGGUGGCCGAAAGGGAUGUCCUGUUUUCACCAGAGACACAGCGCGAAGGGAAAACUUCGACACUGGAAGGAACGAGAGUAAAUACCCAGAUCGGACCGGCGGAUUACGGGCUAGGACAGACAAUUGAACUUCAGGAGCCCAAGGCGGUCCAGGCCGCCAGAGAUCUUCAACUUUCAAUUAAAGGAAGCUGCUUCUACGUGGGGGUGGCAAGAGCAGCGAGAGAACCACAUGGACGACACCCAGGACCUAAAUGAGCAAUCAGUAAAGAAAACGUGCCCAGAAUCCGAUGUUUCAGAACCCCAGAAUUCCAGGUCUAUGGAAAUGCAAGACCUAGCGAGUCCCCAUGCCUUGGUAGGAGGCAGUGAUACACAUGGGGGCUCUAAACUGGAUAAAUCCAGUCUCAGCAGCACGUCAGUCACAACAAAUGGGACAGGAGUGUCUCUUCUUGCAGUCAAAACAGAGCCCUUGAACAGCAAUGAAACCGCAAGCACGACCGGAGAUGGAGCGCUUGACACUUUUACUGGGUCAGUAAUAACGAGUAGCGGCUACAGCCCCAGAUCAGCGCACCAGUAUUCCCCACAGCUGUAUCCCUCCAAGCCCUAUCCACACAUUCUUUCUACACCAGCAGCUCAAACGAUGUCGGCCUAUGCAGGCCAGACUCAGUAUUCGGGGAUGCAGCAGCCAGCUGUCUACACAGCCUACUCACAGACAGGACAGACCUACAGCCUGCCUGCUUAUGAUCUUGGUGUGAUGUUGCCAGCCAUCAAGACAGAAAGUGGGCUUUCCCAAACUCAGUCUCCAUUACAGAGUGGUUGCCUCAGUUACAGCCCUGGGUUUUCUACCCCACAACCAGGCCAGACACCUUACUCUUACCAAAUGCCAGGCUCCAGUUUCGCACCAUCAUCUACCAUUUAUGCAAAUAAUUCCGUUUCCAAUUCAACAAAUUUCAGUGGCUCCCAACAGGAUUACCCAUCCUACACAGCCUUUGGCCAAAACCAAUAUGCUCAGUAUUACUCGGCAUCCACCUAUGGGGCAUAUAUGGCAUCCAACAACACAGCCGAUGGCACAACAUCGUCAGCCUCAACUUACCAGCUGCAGGAAGCUCUCCCAGGUCUGACUAGCCAGCCAGGAGAGUUUGAUACGGUGCAGAGCCCCUCCACACCAAUCAAAGACCUUGAUGACAGAACAUGUAGAAGUUCUGGGCCAAAGUCUCGAGGAAGAGGCCGGAAAAACAACCCCUCACCACCACCGGACAGUGACCUGGAGCGUGUAUUCGUCUGGGACUUGGAUGAAACCAUCAUUGUCUUCCACUCUCUCCUCACUGGCUCUUACGCACAGAAGUAUGGCAAGGAUCCCCCAAUGGCUGUGACCCUCGGGCUCCGAAUGGAGGAAAUGAUCUUUAAUCUUGCUGAUACGCAUUUGUUUUUUAAUGACUUAGAGGAGUGUGAUCAAGUUCACAUAGAUGAUGUUUCCUCAGACGACAACGGUCAGGACUUAAGUACCUACAGUUUUGCAACUGAUGGCUUCCAUGCAGCUGCAAGUAGUGCGAACCUUUGUUUGCCAACAGGUGUGAGAGGAGGAGUGGACUGGAUGAGGAAGUUGGCUUUUCGCUACAGAAGAGUAAAGGAAUUAUAUAACACAUACAAGAACAAUGUCGGAGGACUCCUUGGCCCUGCCAAGAGGGAUGCGUGGCUGCAAUUAAGGGCAGAGAUCGAAGGCCUAACAGAUUCCUGGCUAACGAAUGCACUUAAGUCUUUAUCAAUUAUUAGUACUAGGAGUAACUGUGUAAACGUCUUGGUAACGACAACGCAGCUGAUCCCGGCCCUGGCGAAGAUCCUGCUCUACAGCCUAGGAGGUGCUUUUCCCAUUGAGAACAUUUACAGUGCAACGAAAAUAGGAAAAGAAAGUUGCUUUGAACGAAUAAUGCAAAGGUUUGGCAGAAAAGUAGUAUAUGUUGUAAUUGGGGAUGGUGUAGAAGAAGAGCAGGCAGCGAAAAAGCACAACAUGCCCUUUUGGAGGAUAUCAAGCCACUCGGACCUCUUGGCUCUACAUCAAGCACUGGAAUUAGAGUAUUUGUAACUGUAUUCUCUAGCUGGGAAUCCAUUGGUUUUUUUUAUAUUUCAAGUACACUGAAUUUUUAUGUGUGAUCCAAUGCCGCUGGCUUCUUCUCCACAUCUAAAUGGUCUUAAAGGAGGAAAUCAUGCUUGGAAUGAGAACUCCAAAGUGAAGAAUUCAGGUUGCUGAAUGGAAUUAAACUGUAGUGUUGCAGAAAGGAAACUCUAUGGUCUUAUUAUCUUUACAAUACUUUCAUGGUUUAAAAAAAAAAAUCUGUGGACGUUGCUGACAGCCACCAAAUGAGUCCUAACUGGAAUUAACAGCUUUAGUAAAGAACUCGAGCCCUCCAGACCACAGCACCUGUUCUGCCUCUGACAAGGUGGUCGAAAACAUUCCUCAAAAUGAGAGUUCUUCUCACCCCUGAGGUUUGAAUCUGACUUUUAGCCUACCUAGCCCAGAAAAUCUGAAUCUGAAUGCACUCAGACUGUAUACUGACAGUCCUAUCUAGACCUGUAAUUUGUGUAAAUUAUUGAUGGAAAUAAUUUACUGUGACUUUAUUAGCAGCUGACUCUGAAAGUGAUGCAAUUGUUCUUUUCUUUGUCGGGGCGGGAAGAGGGCCAGGGAAAUGGAAAUAUAAUAUUGUCUCUUUUUUUAAGUUUGGCAAAGAGAAUGUUCAUACUGAUGUGUUGUGCCUUAAAGACAAGACAGCGUUUGUGUGUUACAAUGUAACUUUGGUUAAAGUCUCUGUAGAUAAUGAAAGACAAAAUAAACAAACAAACAAACAGAAAACCAAAAAAAAACCGAAACAAACAAAAAGCUUGGUAAUAAUCCUUGACAUGACCAAAUUUAAAAUUCAGACUGGCAUUUUAAUACUGAAUCAUCAACAAACUGAGGAUUUAUUAGAAUGAGAAACCAAUCGUAAUACUACAAGAAGGCUUGCAUCUUAUUUGGCUUCUGAAUAUUUCCAGUAAUAGGUAAGAGUCAACUAUCUCAGCAUCAAUAAGCAAAAGGUUUGGGAAACAGUGAAUUCUUUAUUUCUAAAGUGAAAUAUAUGUUGAUGUCGCAACUAUCCUUUCUUAAAGUUUUCUGGAAGAAAACUAAGAGCCAUGUCAAUUUACCCAAUUUCAAUUUAAGAUUCUGGACAUGUGUAAAUUGCUUAGAGAAAGAUAUUAUGGUGCAAAUCAUUAGCAAAUAUUCUUCAAGUCAUUUUUAUAAUAUGCUAUGACUAUAGCUUAACAUGCACAUUGAGUGGACACGACAGAAUACGUUUGUCUUCCAUUGCACUGCAAAAGCGAGUCCCCUCAAUGAUAGAAGGCAGGUCUAUCAGAUAGCUCCCACGGGAGAAAACACUGAGUCUAUGAAGUUUUUUUAUAGAAUAUCAUCAUAAAUUCAUUAUCAGACAAGCUAGGUCUUGACAAUAUCACCAGAUAUCAACAGUAAAGGGGAUUAGCUCUCCUUGGAACACAUUAGUCCAGGGUCUUCCCAUUUACAGACAGGAAUACAUUGGUUUCCUCUUAGUAUGGUUGCUGAACAAGGCCUGCAUUCAUUGCCGGGAGGGCCUGCCAUCAUUGUGUCUGCAUGUCUUUUUGUUUUGCUGGUGUGUAGCCUGUGUUGGUGACAUGAUACAGAUUCUCUCAUUGGCUAUGACACGGUUGGCCUUGUGGAAAUUCAUGACUUCAAGAAGUAAAAUGUGCUAAUGGUGUAAACACCUGAAGCUCUGCACUCUGAACGGCGUCAGAUAGACCCUAGAGUCCAGCUGUUAGUGCCUCUCGUCUGAGGCUAGUUCAUGACAGCUCAUUGCCCGAGCCUUCUGCAACUCAAAUAAGACAAAUGCUUUGCUCAAACAUCGCAAUGAGUACUCUGGAGGGAGAGCUGUCUUUCUUUAGAGAAUGAUGAGGCUCCGUGUGGGGUAGAAAGAUAAUGAGAUAAUUCUGCAGAAGAUAGGGAAUCCUUAUACGAUCCUCAUAGAUUAAAUGUGGCUUUGGCUACCUUUUCCCAUAAUGCUAUAGUGGCUAAUUAUGAUGGGAAUAUUUUAAUCCUAAUAAUAUUAACAGUAAAUUUUACACUUCUGCGGAUCUUCAGCUUGAAACUGGUUAAAAGGUUAAAGACUAUUUUUUUAUUACCAGUACUCAUUUGUGAAUCUAAACAUUAAAUAUUUAUUACUAUGAUAAAAUGAAGUUAGUUUGGCACACAGCCAGUUUCUCUCGUGGCUAGACUUGUGGCCCUGCAUCAAAAGUUUUAAUUCUUUUUAGAAUCUGAUGAACAAGGCUUCUAACACUGCUCCACUUGAGGGCCAGACAGACUCCCCUUUUUCCAAGGACUCCAAGGGCUGGCUGAUGGCAUACUUCUUCCUCCCCAGCCCCCCAGAGUAUCUGUCCAGAGGAGACAGCCAAUGCAACACCAGCAAUGGUGGCAGCCAGAAAGCCAUGGGCCCAGCCUGGUCAUGUGACUUUGAGCAAGCUCAGACUACAACUCUUUCCUUCCCACCUUAGGACAGGAAAAUCUUCUUUCUUUCUUGAAAAACAAAAAAACAAGAAAAAUAUAACCUCAGACAACCAACAAUAAAGAAAGCAGCCCCAUGGGCACUUCCUACAUUCUGUUUUUGUGUAGAAUACUGUGCCUUGCUGUAAAUGAGUUUGAAAACCAUUCUUCAACUCAGGUGGGGUUUGGGCUAUUACAUAUUCAAAUGUGGUAUGAUAUUAGAAAAACAAGAACUGCCUUAUAUUGCACCUUUAAAAUAUCAAGACCCUAUCAUUUGAGUAAUAAAAUAGGUGGCCUGACUAUAUUAUAGCACACAUCUAAAAUGAUAAAACUCAAAGAAAUGUGUUAACCCAAUUCAGAGGUUAAAAAAAAUAAGGUUUUAAGAUUGUAUGGUCUGCACACAAAAAUAGGUACUAACUGUCUGGUGAGCUAAAAUCAAAAUAGCUUCAACAGCAUGCCCUACUGUGAAGUUUUAAUGAAGCCUACUUGUUUGUGAAUAUGGCAUUUUCUUUUCAACACAAACGUAAGCAUCAUGAGCCAAAGUUGCAUUUUGACUCCCAAUUAUGGUGGUGUUGUAGGGAUCUCACAGUCGAAGUCAAGGGUUUCUGUUAUGUAUUAGUAAAGUUAUAGAUUAUUGGGGCCUACGUAAUUUAAAAAAUGUAAAUUAAUAUUAAAAGCUUGUAAAAAUAUGUACAUCUUUACUAUU
Microtus ochrogaster (prairie vole) is the source of this 5674-nucleotide messenger RNA. It is a transcript of the gene Eya4, whose product is annotated as EYA transcriptional coactivator and phosphatase 4. Lineage: Eukaryota; Metazoa; Chordata; Mammalia; Rodentia; Cricetidae. Gene Ontology annotation, cellular component: nucleus. The record is from RefSeq and is a predicted model, not a curated record. Gene Ontology annotation, molecular function: protein tyrosine phosphatase activity. Gene Ontology annotation, biological process: cell differentiation; multicellular organism development; positive regulation of DNA repair.